Artibeus jamaicensis (Jamaican fruit-eating bat) is the source of this 2594-nucleotide messenger RNA. It is a transcript of the gene PSMF1, whose product is annotated as proteasome inhibitor subunit 1. The transcript has 7 exons. Gene Ontology annotation, biological process: proteasome-mediated ubiquitin-dependent protein catabolic process. Gene Ontology annotation, molecular function: proteasome binding; endopeptidase inhibitor activity. The record is from RefSeq and is a predicted model, not a curated record. The coding region runs from base 155 to 955 and encodes 266 amino acids. NCBI's taxonomy places the organism in Eukaryota, Metazoa, Chordata, Mammalia, Chiroptera, Phyllostomidae.
CCCCUUAACCCCGGGCGUCUCCAUUUUGGCGGUGGGUGGAGAGGCGGCUAGGACGGCCGCAUUAUCGGUGCGGGGUCUUCAGUACUCCAAGGGCCUAGUCGGUUCAACGCACUUUCUCCUUUCCUUCCUCUGCCCGCAGAAGCCGGAGGCGCGCAUGGCGGGCUUGGAGGUACUGUUCGCGUCGGUGGCGCCCGCGAUCACCUGUGCGCAGGACGCGCUCAUCUGCUUCCUGCACUGGGAGGUGGUGACGCACGGCUACUACGGCUUGGGGGUCGGCGAUCAGCCGGGUCCCAGUGACAAGAAAUCAGAACUGCUCCCCGCCGAGUGGAACAGCAACAAAGACCUGUACACCCUCCGGUACGAGUCCAAGGACGGGGCCCGGAGGCUCCUCGUGAAGGCCAUCACCGUGGAGAGCAGCAUGAUCGUCAACGUGCUGGAAUACGGCUCAGAGCAAGUGUCAGACUUGACGCUCAACUUGGAUGAUUAUAUCGAUUCAGAACACCUGACCGACUUCCACAGGACCUACAAGAACAGUGAGGAGCUUCGGUCUCGUAUUGUGUCUGGAAUCAUCACCCCUAUCCAUGAGCGCUGGAACAAGGCUAGUGCAAACAGUCUCCACCGAGAGCUUCCCCCGGCUACUCCCGAAGAGGUGGACCCACUACGGAUUUACCCACAGCGCCCGCAGCACCCACAAACUAGCCGGCAGCCUUCCUGGCGGGAUCCCCUGGGCCCAUUUGCUGUCGGGGGAGAGGACUUAGACCCCUUCGGGUAUCGGAGCGGGGGUAUGAUCGUGGACCCCCUGAGAUCUGGCUUUCCGAGAGUACCUAUUGACCCAUCCUCGGGCCUCCCAAACCGGCUUCCUCCAGGCGCUGUGCCCCCAGGAGCGCGCUUUGACCCCUUCGGACCCAUCGGGACCAGCCCACCCGGCCCGAGGCCUGACAGACGCGGUCAGUGAUGAACCUUGUGCUGGAGUGGAAAGAGCACCAUAGAACAUCAGGCUCAGAGGCAAGAGAUCAAAGCAAUGGUCCCUCUGGCUUCACGACUAGCAUUUCAACCAUGUUUGGGUCCUUCCACUUCUCAGCUCCUUGGGGCUUCUUUGCCCAAAUUAGGACAUACCAUUUAUUUGUGGAUGGGGAGCUACCAGAGCCUUCCUGAGGCAUCUGCUACUGUGCUGUGUCCUGUCUGCCUUGCCUGAGAGUAGGUUAGGGGUAAAAUAAACUGGCGCGUGGCCCAGGAGGAGCCCGAGCUGGAGGCCAGGCCUGGGUGGGGAGGCUAGCCUGAGUGGGCUCGCUGGGCAUUUCCGGCAGACCCCAUCUCAAGCACCGAUCUAGCCGAAGACCACUUCAAAUCUUUUAGAACAUGUCUGCUCUGGAGAAAGACGCAGAGGUUGGACAGUUACAAAUGCAAUCAUCUAUCAUAGUUUUCUUCCUCAAGGGCCAGCAAAUGGGUGGGAUGUUUUUGUUUUGAAAUUGGAUCAUAUCUGCUACCAAAAUUCUUGGGGGCAGUAUGCUCAUAAAAGCAUCCUUUACUACAAAAGGAAACAUUUAAAGGAACAUCAGACCAGAGACCAUCAGACAAGCAGGGUAGAUAACUUUUAGGACCCUUAGUCAAAGAAAAGCUUGAAACAAUAAAUUUGCCACUUAGAUUUUCUAGUGGCAAAGGUCAAAAGACUAGUCCUAUACAUAAUUCUGUUUUCUGAAAACAGAAACUUUAGUGAUUCAUCUGCAGAAUCAGCCAUUCUGUGUGUGGGGUCUCCUUGCAUCAAGGACACUGAGGGACAGAGGUGAUGUCUUAGCUGCUACUCGGGGCUCUUAAGAACUUUCAGGUCAAGCUGUCUGUGCUUGUAUCAGGCCGUGUCCGUCCCUUCAGCCAUGGGCAAUCAUCAGGCAGCAAAUGGGAAUGGUUCAGGGGUGUGUGCUUUGGAACCUGAAAGGUUGGAGCCUUAAUAAAUAUCAGCACUUAAUAACCUUGUCCUCAUUUUUAAAUAACUUUAUUGAGAUAUAAUUCAGAUACCCAUAAAGUUCACCCUUUUAAAAAGUGUGCGUUUAAGCGGUUUUUAGUGUAUACGCAGCGUUGUGCAUCUGUCACUCUAUCCAAUUUCUGAACGUCUUCCCCAGCUCAGGCAACCUCUAGUCUCUUUUCUGUCUCUGAAGAUUGGCCUGUUCCAGGCAGUUCUUGUAAGUGGAAUCACAUAAUAUGUGGCCUUUUGCAUCUGGCUUAUUUCACUUAAAGUUUUUAGGGUUCAUCCAUGUUGUGUGUAUCAGUGCAUUGUUCCUUUUUCUGGCCAAAUAAUACUCCACUGUAUAAAUAUACCACAUUUUCUUUAUCCAUUUAUCAGUUGAGAGACCGCUGGGUUGUUUUCACUUUUUAGCUCCUGUGAAUACUGUUGCUAUGAACAUUUGUGUACAAAUUUUUGUGUGGACAUGAGUUUGUAAUUCUUUUGGGUACAUACCUAGGAGUGGAAUUGCUGGGUCAUAUGGUAACUAACUCGAUAUCUAACUUUCUGAGGAACUGCUCGACCAAUUUCCAAAGUAGCUGUGCCAUUUUACAUUCCCAGCAGCAGGGUAUGAGGGUUCCAGUUUCUGCACAUCUUU